CAUCGACGAGUCGUGCGCGCGCGUUUUACAAAAUACUCCCUCUGCAUUCGCUCAGUUUACGCGACUCGAGCGGACGAAUUUUCACUUCAAGUUGAAAUUUCAUGAGAUAUCAGUUUCCCAGUCAGGAAUUAGUUCAGCACCCUUGGAAUUAGUUCGUCAGUUCAAAUCGUCUGGGAAUCAGUUCUAAACGUCUGGGAAUCAGUCCCAAACUGACUGGAAUCAGUUCGAAAAGCAGAAAAUCGACUGUGAGAAAGUUUCUUUCUCGGAUUUUUCUUUGGACCUACCGAAGCCAAGUUCAUCAGAGAAGCCCGCCGGGACAAGUUGAAAAUGACAAUGUGCUGUGUGUGUGUACAGUGCAGUGUCUUGGUGAUAACUUAGUGAUAACACGCGCGUCACCUACAAACUAGUCGCUUUUUGCCUUUAUCGUUGGAUUGACACUUGAGAUAAGAGCCAAAAGCGGAAAUCCGGGAACUUCCCGGAGAAUCCAGGAUUAUUAAGAGAGACCUUAUGUCACUGUAUCGAGAAGUGGAGACGAGGCACAAAGUGGGUCGCCACUUUGAGUGAUCCUAAUUUCGUCUCUAUCCUUCCCCUUCUUUCUUUCUCUUUUGCUUUUUCUCUCUUUCUUUCUCUACCUUCGAAUUUUUAUUGUUAGCCGCGAACAAUUCGCGCUUCUUCGAAAAGUGGUAAAUUAGAAGGCCUCAAAAAUUCUCGACAUAAUCAUGGACAUGAGCAGCGAAUCGAGCGCGGCGAGGUGGUACGCGCCGCCGAGAAGCCUCGAGCCCCCGUCGGGGGCUGGGGGGCCAGCCGGGGUCACCGAGGUCGUCGGCAACCCCGAUUACAGGGGUUACUAUGGCCACGCCGGACCAACGACCCAUCACCCUGCAGCAGCCGCCCACUAUGCGCACAGUAGAAUGUCAUCGAGUGGAGUAGGAAGUGGACCAGUGAGUCAAGUUUGUCGCCCUCACUUUCAUAGUUCUGUCCUCCACCCCUGGUUAUCAAGCACAGGUGCGGAUACCUCAAAACCGUGGGGUUUUCCAGCCACCACUGCUUCAUCAGCACCCAAUGGUGAAGACAAACCCCAAAGUCCACUGGGUUCUUCCUUACCUCCGAGCGCCGCAAGUCUCUCGAGUCACGGAGGGGCCAGUGGUCAUCACCUAUUUUCCUUUCCACCGACGCCGCCCAAAGACGCGACGCCGGAUAGCAUAACAGCCAGUACAACGUCAAGCACGACGAAUGGCGCCAGCAAUAAUAACAAUAACUCAACCAGCAACAGUAAUAACAACUCUCUGAGCCUUGGUGGCGGUGGUAGCAGCGAGUACCAAGCAGCAGUUGCACAUGCAGCAGUUAUGGGAGCCUUCAUGCAUCAUCAAGAUGCUCUUGGUGCAACUUCCGGUGGAUCCUGUGAUGUAAAACCUUCGGUGAUGCUGGGACAUCAUCAUGGCGCACCAUCUCCUCCCCAUCAGCACAGUGGUUCCAACGGUGGUAGCGGGCAGGUGAAACAACGCGAAGGUAAUAACCAAUCUGCUGGAGGCAAUGGGCCAUCUAGCGUUGGAAACCAGGCGUCAGCCAGUCAACAACAACAGCAGCAGGACUAUCAGAGCAACCAGCAGGCACCAAACUCGCCUUGCCGGGACUCAUACGCCACAUCCCAUCAUGCCACAUCCGGCUCCCAGUAUGAUCCCACCACGGCCUACAACAUGUACCAACACCUCCAAUAUCCAAACCAUCAUUCCCACAAUCCUCAUAAUGGGCCCUCCUCGAUAUUCUCUACAAACCACCACGGUUCCGGCGUCUCCGGGGUCAGUCCCGACUCUAAACUCUUAGGGUCUCACGGGAACACCCCCAACUCGCCCGGUUCCCAACAACAGCAGCAGCAAAAGCCGAGGAACAAGUCCAGAACGUCCGCCGAGGGUCGUGAGUGCGUCAACUGUGGAGCAACAUCGACACCCUUGUGGCGGAGGGACGGAACCGGCCACUACCUCUGCAAUGCUUGCGGUCUCUACUACAAGAUGAACGGGCAAAAUCGACCACUCAUCAAGCCCAAACGACGACUGUCCCUGCAGAGUGCUGCAAGAAGGGCGGGUACGAGUUGCGCAAACUGCAAGACGGCUACAACGACACUCUGGCGAAGAAAUCAAGCCGGCGAGCCUGUUUGCAAUGCAUGUGGUCUUUACUACAAACUUCAUAACGUUAAUCGACCACUGACGAUGAAAAAGGAAGGGAUUCAGACGAGAAACAGGAAGUUGUCUUCGAAAAGCAAAAAGAAGAAGGCUGGAGGCUGUUUGGGUCUAGGUGGAGUCAUGGGUGACAUGAUCAAGGCGAGUGGACAUCUUGACCUGGAUAACAAACCUUUCCAUUCAGGAUUUGGUUCCCCAAUGGGCUCCUCGCAACACCAUCAUGGGAUGCAUCCGUCGAUGCAACAUUACAUGUACCACCCGGGAGUCGGUAUUCCAGGAGGUCUCCAUCAAGGAUUUGCACCGCCGGCGCCACCUUCCAUCCAUCCGCACUCGCAUUCGCAUUCCCAUUCUCAUCACAUGACGAGUCUUCAGGGUCUUCAAUUAGCCGCCACGACGAACGCAAUGAGCGGUUGGCGAUCAGAGUAUACAUGAAUGGAGAUCGUCGAUUAGCAGCAAAAUGAGACCAGGACGCAGCCCACCCCUCUGUUAAAAGAACCUCUUUUCCUCUAAUUUGAGAAAGGGAUUAACUGCAGAUAUACAUCUAUAUAAAAAUAAAAAAUAUAUAUGUACUAGUACGAGAUGAAGGGAGUUUCCUGUAAAUAUGUAAAGUAUAUUAAUAUUUAGGGCCAUUGCGCCCCGGCCCCAAGUACAAACGAAGUCAGCUAUACUUGUAUCGAUUCUUAUAUUCUGUAAAUAUCGUGGUAUAUAUAUCUAUAUAUAUAUAUAUAUUAUAAUAAUAAUAUUAAUUAUUAUUAUAUAAUAAAAUAAAUUCGCGUCGUGCGAAGUUGAUAGUCGCGUGCGUGAAUAUGUUGAGAAUCCGGUCGUCUUGCUCUUCACUUGCUUCCUUUCUCGAAAGGGAUUUUCAUCCCCUAAAUUAGGAAAAAAAAUAAUUCCUCGGGAAAAAUGUUAUUGCAUUUCCCGGGACUUAAUUUAUCAGUUACAGAAAAAAUUGUCGCGUAAAAUAUCUUAAAAAAAUAUAAAAAGAAAAAUUGAUUCAGGGUUCUUUGAAUUUUUUUCGAGAGGGGAAGGGAGUUUUUUUUAGAGAUUUUCGAUUAGGGUAUGAAGCCCUGCGAUUAGGUUGAUCGACUUCCGAGAUUCUCGAGUCUAAACGAGAAGCUUAUUUAAUCGAAGGUAUCGUGCAAUUUAAGGUAAUAAAAAAAUUUUCCAAGGUGUGCCCGAUCGGACACAUCAUUUGCAAUUCCAAACAAUUUUAAACUGAAAUUAAAUAUUUUAAAAAUUUGUAUAUCACUCCCACUGAAUUAUUUAUGACUGAUUUAGGUAAGAGGCUGUGUAGAAAAAUGGACUUUUAAGUUUCAUGGACAAUUUUAAAAGUCAAAAAUAAUCAAAGAGUCAAAGCGAAAUUUUUUAGAGAUUUUAAAGAAUUGUCCGAUCGCGCCGCCGUUGUUUCGUGUGUUGUACUGGUUAGUGAUAAAAGAUAUUAAUUAUAAAUUAUAUCGAUUCCCAGCGCGCGCCAUUUAAGUCCCAACCCGAAAAUUCUCUUCCUGGAAAACUGGUAAGAAUUUUAUAAAUAUUUAUGACCUCAAUUUUCGAGAUUGAAAAAUUGACAAAAAUUUUUGAAAAAGUUAGGAGAAUUUUUCCGAACUGGGGAUAGCUGGGAGGACGUAGCUCAAAUAACGAGACGUAUGGAUAAAUUAAUGAACAAAAAAAUAUAGUCAAAGGCACAACCCGAGAGGCGCGCGGAGUGUAAAUUUUGUAUCUUCGAGAUUGUGUAUCGUGUUAUUGAUAAUUGUAACAGUUAUAUUAUCGACUGUGCAUAAAGCUACUAUAGUGUUUAAUCACGUAAUGUUUUACAUAGAUAGUCAAAAGUAUUAAGACGAGAGAAUAUAUCGAUAAAUACGUCAUUGAAUAUUUUAGGUUCAAUAGCCAAAAAUGGCCAUUGAACAAAGAAAUUUAUUUUUUUAAAUUAAUAUUACAGAAAACUUGUUUUUGUUUCAAGGAGAUUAAUCAUCCUUAUGCAGUUUAAUAAACAGGAAACAGAUCAGAGCCAUUGUAAAGUUAGCUGAAGGACGCAGCUCGGCUCUCACGUGCGGAGAACCCCGGCUAGAGAAUCAAAAAACUUGCGCGCGCACGUUGUUCUGGAGUGGGGACGCCUGGCAACGCGUAGCAACAUGGCACGCUCGGCGUGCGCGCGCACGCUUAGCCACUAAUCUUACCGGGGUUCUCCACUCGUGAGAGCCGAGCUGCAUUCCUCAGAUAACUUCACAGCGACUCUCAUCCGCUUGUUAUUAGUAAGUUAAAAAUUUUGUUGGAAUCUCGAAUAACGAUACACUUUAGAAGAUGUUUGUUAAAUUUUAUGAAUUUUUAUUAAUUUCAUUUAUAGAUGGCCAUUUUUGACUAUUGAGUCUAAGUGAUAUUAACAACACUGUAAGCUCUCCCCUGCGUUGAGUACCGCAUUGUGAUUUUUCGAUUUCUAGAGGUUAACUCAUUCUAGUGUAAUUAUCAUGGAUUUUACAGCUCGUGGGAUUUUAUGCCUCGUCUGUUGCACUUGGUUGCGAUUUUCUAAAAGACUGAUAAACAAAAAAGUGAAAGUAAGAAGCGGGUAUUUUUGAAAAUCGCAAAAUUCGAGUGCAUGUAGGUGUUUUUUGACGUGAAGUCCGCGCCCGCAUACAUACGUGAAAAAGAAUGGUAUCUAUAAUAGUAUUAUUAGGGAGUAGCGCGUAGAGUCUGUACGGUAUUGUUUUUUUCAUGACGAGCGUUUGAAAAAAAUAAAUAAAACGGAAAAAAGCGAUAAUUUCGCCGCGAUCACACGCAAUUGCUACACAGUCUGCUACACACACGCAUCAUGUACACUGGCAGCGAGGGUCAGGCGUUUAAAGUCGCGCGGAGGCAUAAAUGGUGUAAAAAUGAAUGUAAGAUAUUAUUGUAAAAAAGGUUUUAACUUAAAAUAAAUUAAAUGAUAAAUCAUACCAUAA
This is a messenger RNA of Belonocnema kinseyi, 5110 nucleotides long. Its product is annotated as GATA-binding factor 3-like. The coding region runs from base 720 to 2609 and encodes 629 amino acids. Gene Ontology annotation, cellular component: nucleus. NCBI's taxonomy places the organism in Eukaryota, Metazoa, Arthropoda, Insecta, Hymenoptera, Cynipidae. Gene Ontology annotation, molecular function: DNA-binding transcription factor activity, RNA polymerase II-specific; zinc ion binding; RNA polymerase II cis-regulatory region sequence-specific DNA binding. The record is from RefSeq and is a predicted model, not a curated record. The transcript is spliced from 8 exons. Gene Ontology annotation, biological process: cell fate commitment; negative regulation of transcription by RNA polymerase II; positive regulation of transcription by RNA polymerase II.